GAGGGAGAAGAUGGCGGCUGUGCUGAAGGCGGAAGCGGGGCAGUGUGGGCCGCCGUGCGUUGUGUGAGACUCUUCCUGCAUGGACUCGCCGCCAUGAGCAACAAGGAGAUGGUUUCCACGGAGACAGAGAACAAAGGGCAGAGGAAAGUGUUUCUUCCUAACAAGCUGUUGGAGUGUCUCCCUCGUUUGUCCAGUCUGCCUAACGAGCGGCUCAGGUGGAACACUAACGAGGAGAUUGCUUCUUACCUCAUAUCAUUUGACCGACAUGACGAGUGGCUCUCCUGCACCCUGAAGACCAGGCCAAAGAAUGGCAGCAUCAUCCUCUACAACAGGAAGAAGGUGAAGUACAGGAAGGACGGAUACUGCUGGAAGAAGAGGAAGGAUGGAAAAACGACGAGAGAGGACCACAUGAAGCUCAAGGUCCAGGGCAUGGAGUGCCUCUAUGGUUGCUACGUCCAUUCCUCCAUUGUGCCAACAUUCCACAGACGAUGCUACUGGCUGCUGCAGAACCCGGACAUUGUUCUGGUCCACUACCUGAACGUGCCGUCCCUGGAGGAUUCUGGGAAAUGCAGUCCACUGCUGUGUGCGGUGGCCGACCGCCAUGACAGCAUGAGGUGGAGCCGAGACGACCUGCUGAACCAGCUGAAGCCCAUGUUUCACAGCAUGAAGUGUUCGGUGGGCUCAGGUGAUUUCAGCAUCGAGGAGCUGGUUCAGCACAUCCUGGACCGGCAGAGAACCAAACCGCAGCCGCGCACGCACGCCUGCCUCUGUAACACCGGCCAGGUUUCUUCAGGAGUGAACAUUCCUCACCGCUGUAACAGCACCAAGCAUCGCAUCAUCUCCCCCAAACUGCCUCCCUCCUCCUGCAGACCCUCCCCCUCGCCACUCUCCUCUGAGGGGGGGGAGUCAGGACGAGGAGGGGGAGGAGAGUCCAAACUGCCCCACCUCCAGACUCAGAGCAGCCCCGCCUCGUCUCCCUGCCCGUCAUCCACCUCCGCCUCCUCACCUCCUCAGGGCCACAGAGCCACCAUCGCCAUGGGUAACCAUAGCAAUGGCUUCUACGGUGACCGCCGCAGCAGCCUGACGACGGUGGCGCUGCCCCAGAAUGCUGUCAUCGUCAUGGCGACAACUGCAACUGUGGGAGGAGGAGGGGGAGGAGGAGGAGGGACCAGAGUGGAGGAGGCGGGGCAGGGGAGGAGCCUGUCUCUCACCCACUCUGGCCAGUUAUUACUUUCGCCGGCCCUCCCCCCUCCUCCCUCCCCUCCCUCUUCCUCGGCCUCUGCCCCGCCCUCCGUCCCGGCGCCGGGCGUGGCCACUCUCUCCCUUACACUCCUCCCCUCCCCAGUCAUCGGAGGCCUGCUCCUCACCCCCUCGUCCUCCUCUUCCUCCUUGCGCUCCCCCCCACCUCCAGCCGUUGCCUCUCCUCCAUCUCCCCCGUCCUCCCCGUCCCUCCCCCCGACCUUUGACCCUGACUCCUUCCUAAACUCUCCAAAGCAGGGUCAGACUUACGGCGGACCUCCUCCUCCCUCCUCCUCCACACCCUCUCCUGCUCUCUGCUCCUCCUCCCCCCUGUCUCCCCCCUCCCUGGCUCUGUCUCUCUCCCCCACCUCCACCCCGCCCUCCUCCGUCUCCCCCCCAUCCUCUCUCUCCUCCCUUUCGUCUUCGUCGUCCUCAGAGGCGGAAAGGAAGGACACUGGCGUCACUCUCCCCCCAUCGCUCUCCCUCACCUUGUCUCCCUCCUCGUCUGUGGUGCCGCCCCUCCUCCCCCUCUGCUUGGAGCUGGGAGCUCUGGGUGAGUCAGAAGGGGGGAGGGAGGAGGAGGCAACAGGGGGAGAUGAAGAGGAGGUGAAGGACAGGAGAGAUGAUGACGAAGGCAGCGCUCCUCCCACCAAGCUGGCUCUGCUGCAGACAAGCCACGCCUCCUCCAGCUCAUCUCCACGACAACAGGCCAUCACUAGCUCCGCCUCUCUGCUUUUGGUCUGCCCGGACUCUGCAGGAAGACCAACACAGACAGCCAAUCAGGUGCAGCGUCAGGCUGACGGACAGCAGCCACUGGUCCUGGGUCAACCCUACAAUCACCUGUCUGCACCUGAAGCUUCGAUUUCCCAUCAGCCCCUGGUGCUGCAGCAGAGCCAGCAAGGCUUCGCUAACGAUAAAGCUAACAAUGACACUGACUCCACUCCCACUGCUGUCACCAUGGAUACCUCUCACCCUGCACCAGCACCUGUCCAGGUGAAGGAGGAGAGUAGGCGGGACUAUGAGGAUAACCAAAUGGAUACACACCUGGAGGAGGAGGCGGAGCCCUGUGAGCGGGGAGGGGAGGAGCUGGACAUCUCCUUUGACAGCCAGUUCCCUGACCUCAUCUCUGACCUCAUCACAGAGGAGGCCAAUCCCGUCACAGCUCAAACCCCUGCCGCCACCACCGCCGCCGCUCCGAACGCCACCAUGUUCCCCGCAGGAGUCCGAUACAUGGUGCCCCCCCAGCCCUCCCCCUCCUCCUCCUUCCUCCCCUUUCCUCACCCGCUGCCCUCGUCGUCCUCCACCCGGCUGGCCUCCAUCACUGACUUCUCCCCUGAGUGGUCGUACCCUGAGGGAGGAGUGAAGGUGUUGAUCACAGGACCCUGGAGCGAGCUGUCGGGUCGAUACUCCUGUGUUUUUGAUCAGAGCACUGUUCCUGCGUCACUGAUCCAGCCCGGAGUUCUGCGCUGCUACUGCCCAGCCCACGAGGCCGGCCUGGUGUGUCUUCAGGUUCUGGAGUCAGGAGGUUCUGUCUCCUCUUCGGUUCUGUUCGAGUACCGAGCCCGGAACGCCAGCUCUCUGCCCAGCUCGCAGCUCGACUGGCUCUCAUUGGACGAUAAUCAGUUCAGGAUGUCGAUAUUGGAGCGUCUGGAGCAGAUGGAGCGCAGGAUGGCUGAGAUGGCAUCCCGGGACAACAACCACCAGCAACAACAGCAGCAACAGCAACACAAUCAUCAGCAACACCAGCUGGCCACGCCCCCUCCUCCACCGCUACCUGAGGACCAUGAACAGUCGUCUCAGUGGUUCGAGAGGAGGAUUGUGGGAGUUUGUGAGCGCAUGAUGAAGGGAGGACGGUGGGGCAGAGGAGGGGGAGAGAGGCUCCAUCACUCGGUUCGUCACCGCGGGAUGACGCUGCUCCACCUGGCUGCUGCUCAGGGAUACACCCACCUGAUCCACACCUUGAUCCACUGGAGGAGUGUGAACAGUGACAGUCUGGACCUGGAGCAGGAGGUUGAUCCUCUCAACAUCGAUCACUUCUCCUGCACACCCCUGAUGUGGGCGUGUGCUCUCGGCCACCAGAGGGCGGCAGAGCUCCUGUAUGGCUGGAACAGUUCGGCUCUGGGGAUCCCCGACUCGCUGGGACGCCUGCCGCUCGCCGUGGCUCGAUCCAGAGGACACACCCGCCUCGCCAUGGCGCUGGAGGAGCUGCACACGCAUACCCACAUGGCACCCAGGGACACGCACACGCCUCCAGCAGACACGCCCACAGCAGCGACGCCACAACCACAGCUGCCGCCAUCUCCGCUGUCUACCAGCCCCGACACAGGGCUGAGCUCCUCCAGCAGUCUCCCCUCCCCCAGCGACCCCUCCUCUCCCUCACCAAGCUCUGCUUACUCCAGUGGUCCCGCCCCCAUGGACACCUCUCCAUCGUCCCCGUCGUCUCCUUCCUCCUCUUCAUCUCUUCCUGUCUCCCCUCCCUCCCCCUCCAGCCUCCCUCCUGUGUCGAUGUGGGGAGAGGAGCAUAACCCAGGGCUGAGCACAGGUUUGAACCCGUGCAGCUCCAGAGACUCUCCUCUCUACCUCAUGGACUACGAGAGCACCUCACCCCCCUCCCCUGGCCACACGCAUACGCCAGGCGGGCGGCGAGCCCACAUGGCGGUGACUCUGGAGGAACAGCUGCUGAGCUACAGUGAGAAUGCCGAGAACGAAGGCGAGGAGGAAGAGUACCUGGAGGAGGAAGUGCUGCAGGUGGACAUGGCGACGCUGGCAGAGCAAAUCAUUGAGGCCACCCCAGAGCGAAUCAAGCAGGAGGACUUCCCCAGGGGGGCGGAGUCUCCGCUCAGAGAGAGGCGGGACAACCCAGCCAUACAGGACACCUGGCUGGCUACGUACCUGGACACAGUCGACGCCCACACACACUCCCCGCCCAGACGGGUGUGUCCCCCCUCACCCCUCAGUGCACUGGCCCUCCAGAGGCUCCGCCCCCCGUCUUCUGCUGCGUGGGCGGAGUUCCUGAACGCCUCAGCCAAUGGGAAGAUGGAGAGAGACUUUGCCCUGCUGACGCUGACGGACGGGGAGCAGAGAGAGCUGUAUGAAGCCGCCAGAAUCAUCCAGAACGCCUUCAGACGAUAUAAGGGUCGGAGGUUAAAGGAGCAGCAGGACAUGGCUGCAGCCGUCAUCCAGAGGUGCUACAGGAAGUACAAGCAGUACGCGCUCUAUAAGAAGAUGACCCAGGCGGCCAUCUUGAUCCAGUCCAAGUUCCGGUCCUACUACGAGCAGAAGCGUUUCCAGCAGAGUCGGCGAGCCGCUGUCCUCAUCCAGCAGUACUACCGCAGCUACAAGGAGUACGAGAGGCUAAAACAGGCGCCCAGGGGGGCGGCCAGCCACAAUCCCAAGAUCAAGGGGUCGUUUCUGACGAAGAAGCAGGACCAGGCGGCGAGGAAGAUCAUGAGGUUUCUGAGACGCUGCAGACACAGGAUUAAAGAGCUGAAGCAGACCAGGGAGCUGGAGAGGAGAGGACUGACCACCUAGAACUUUAAAACGCUUCGACCAGGAGGAGAGAGAGGCUGGUGGAGGAGGGAGGAGGGAGACGGGACUGAUGGUCCCCCACGCCCGCUUUUUGUUCUUUCUCUCCGCCUCUCCGGAUUCCUCCGUUCAUCCACCGCCCGUCUGUCUCUCCUGGUCCACCGUCGUUCUGCAGCUGAAAUCCCUCCCUCCAUAGAUCUACGUCAUAUGAACUCAUUGUUUACCUACACAGCUCUCAGCCUGCCGUCACUGCAGCAGGACACCCAGGUGCAUGCUGGGAUACGUAUCUAAAGUGUGGUCAGUAACACGCCAGGCGGCUCGCGGGUGGAGAACACCUUCAGGAACUCUCCUUUGGCUCACUGGUCUCUCCUGACAGACGGCGCUGAGGGAAAAACGAGCCCAUCAGCUUCUCCAUCUGCCUCCCAUAAUCCUUUGCUGUUGUGGCGUGAGGACCGGCAGUGGUUGUGUUUGAGGGUGGGCUGAACAAUCAGCGGGACAUUAGUGCGUACUUUAAGUCUAUUUAAACACAAUCACAUGUAGACAGAGGUAUAUAUCUGAAUCUCUAUAAAUCUAUAUUCUAAUGUGACUUUAUAGAUGUUUAUUUAUUACAGCAUGAACUGUUCAUGUGAGCGAAUGAGAGCGCGAGUGAGUGAGUGAGAGAGAGUGCUGCACAGACUGUAAGGUCGAGUCUUAAGGAAUCCCUCUGACCUCUGAACUCUGACUGCAGACCCAGGUCGUUAACCUUUCUGAUGCUUUUAGUCUCCUCAUGUUUUUAACCUCUAUGACCUUUUUAAUUUCACCGAUCAAACACUAAAUAUCCAGCACACAUGUAGGAGACGAGCAAAACUCUCACAAGCUGCAGCUGAACUUAGACGCUACGUUGCACAAAUAGAUUGGCAAAAAUUUCACUCAGAUUAUUUUGACCUAUUUAGACGAGGUUUGACUGCAACUUCUGCUGAUGAAGGACUACAAAGUUCACGAUGGUCAAAGUCUAGACUUUUCAUUUUUCACACAGUAGGACUACAAAGACACGUAGUAGGACUACUAAGACACGCAGUAGGACUACAAAGACACACAGUAGGACUACAAAGACACACAGUAGGACUACAAAGACACGCAGUAGAACUACUAAGACACACAGUAGGACUACAAAGACACGCAGUAGGACUACUAAGACACGCAGUAGGACUACAAAGACACACAGAAGGACUACAAAGACACGCAGUAGGACUACAAAGACACACAGUAGGACUACAAAGACACGCAGUAGGACUACAAAGACACGCAGUAGGACUACAAAGACGCGCAGUAGGACAACAAAGACACGCAGUAGGACUACAAAGACACAGUAGAACUACAAAGACACACAGUAGGACUACAAAGACACACAGUAGGACUACAAAGACACACAGUAGGACUACAAAGACACGCAGUAGGACUACAAAGACAC
This is a messenger RNA of Cheilinus undulatus (humphead wrasse), 6214 nucleotides long. RefSeq names its product calmodulin binding transcription activator 2 (gene camta2). Gene Ontology annotation, biological process: regulation of transcription by RNA polymerase II. Bases 94 to 4770 code for a protein of 1558 amino acids. The transcript has 25 exons. Lineage: Eukaryota; Metazoa; Chordata; Actinopteri; Labriformes; Labridae. The record is from RefSeq and is a predicted model, not a curated record. Gene Ontology annotation, molecular function: double-stranded DNA binding; transcription coregulator activity; protein binding. Gene Ontology annotation, cellular component: nucleus.